AUGGGUCGCCGAAAAUCGAAAAGAAAGCCUCCGCCAAAGAGAAAAGCUAUUGAGCCAUUGGAUCAACAGUUCAAUUGCCCAUUUUGCAACCACGAGAAGUCGUGUGAGGUGAAAAUGGAUCGAGCCAGGAAUACGGCUCGGAUACAAUGUCGAGUUUGUUUAGAGGACUUCCAGACUACUACAAACGUGUUAUCCGAGCCCAUUGAUGUUUACAAUGACUGGGUGGAUGCUUGUGAGAGCGCCAAUUAG
Molecule: messenger RNA, 249 nt
Organism: Spodoptera littoralis (African cotton leafworm)
Lineage: Eukaryota; Metazoa; Arthropoda; Insecta; Lepidoptera; Noctuidae
Source: the annotation of a GenBank genome assembly